Messenger RNA from Nestor notabilis (Kea), 1167 nucleotides. Its product is annotated as exportin-4-like. The transcript is spliced from 5 exons. Lineage: Eukaryota; Metazoa; Chordata; Aves; Psittaciformes; Psittacidae. The record is from RefSeq and is a predicted model, not a curated record. Gene Ontology annotation, cellular component: cytoplasm; nuclear pore. Gene Ontology annotation, biological process: protein export from nucleus. Gene Ontology annotation, molecular function: nuclear export signal receptor activity. The coding region runs from base 149 to 709 and encodes 186 amino acids.
AAUAUGUACAAUUCUUCUUUUGUAUAAAACAUUUUUUGUCUUUUAUACAGAUGAAGUAUUUAGAGGACAUGAACCUGGGCAAGCUACAAACAGAUCUGUAUCAGCAGCAGAUGUUGUCUUGUAUGGGGUUAAUCUAGUUCUGCCUCUAAUGUCCCAGGAUCUGCUGAAGUUUCCAUCCCUGUGUAAUCAAUAUUACAAAUUAAUCACUUUCAUCUGUGAGAUAUUCCCUGAGAAAAUUCCACAACUUCCAGAGGACCUCUUUAAGAGCCUAAUGUACUCACUGGAGUUAGGGAUGUCAUCAAUGAGUUCAGAGGUUUGCCAGCUCUGCCUGGAGGCUGUAACACCAUUAGCAGAACAGUGUGCAAAAGCACAAGAAACAGAUACAACCCUUUUUCUAGCAACAAGGCACUUUCUUAAGAUGGUCUUUGAUAUGCUGGUACUUCAGAAGCACAAUACAGAAAUGACAACGGCAGCAGGUGAAGCAUUCUACACAUUAGUGUGUUUGCAUCAGGCUGAAUAUUCAGAGCUAGUUGAAACAUUGCUAUCAACUCAACAAGAUCCAGUAAUUUACCAGCGGUUAGCAGAUGCCUUCAACAAGCUUACUGCAAGCAGCACUCCUCCUACACUGGACCGUAAGCAGAAGAUGGCCUUCUUAAAGAGUUUAGAAGAAUUUAUGGCAAAUGUUGGUGGACUUCUCUGUGUAAAAUAAACAACAAAAUUCUAUGCCUAAUGUAGACCCUUUCUGCAAAAUGCACUGAGAAAUGCUGAAUGCUGACUAAAUCUUGUACCUGUCUCUGGGUUCUUUGCAGCCGUCUCAGAUUCUAGAGAGCCCAGAAGUUUGAACAUAACACAGUGGAAUAGGAGAGGUCAACUUUGAAUCAGCUUCUGCUAUUAUGUGUUAGCUGCAAUCUGUCAUACUUGUGUGUGGGAGAGAACGAACAGAAAAUUUGAAUUUAAUUUGUUUUCCAUAUAUGUGCAAACAGAUAUGGGCACAAUGAAAAAUAAAUACAGUGCCUUCCCCCCACCCUCACUGGUUUAAAACAUACAGAUUUCUACCCAAAAUCAUGUUAGAGUGUGAUGCAGAUACAUAUAAAGCUCUAAACAGUUUAGCUGAUUUUAAGCUUUAUUUUUCCUCUCUUAAAGUUUGAGUUUGUGUUCCAAUGGAGA